AUCGAAAACACAAUGGGAACUUAUACUUUGAAACAAAAACACAUUUUCAGAUCGAGUUAUCAUCAAACUGGCACUCGAAGCAAGAAGAGAAGAGAUGGAAGGCGUAGUACACAGAACAGUGGAAGUAAAUGGCAUAAAAAUGCAUAUUGCAGAGAAAGGAGAGGGUCCUGUGGUGUUGUUCCUCCAUGGCUUUCCUGAACUCUGGUACUCAUGGCGUCACCAGAUUCUGACUCUUAGCUCUCGAGGGUAUCACGCUGUUGCCCCAGAUCUACGGGGCUACGGUGACACUGAGGCACCAGCUUCAAUCAGCAGCUACACCUGCUUGCACAUAGUGGGUGACAUCGUUGCCCUUAUAGACCUUCUGGGUGUUGACCAAGUCUUCCUUGUGGCUCAUGACUGGGGAGCCCUCAUAGGCUGGUACCUCUGCAUGUUUCAGCCCCACAGAGUCAAGGCUUAUGUUUGCCUCAGUGUGCCUCUCUGGCCUAGAAACCCAAAAGUGAAGCCCGUUGAUGCCAUGCGAGCCGUAUACGGAGAUGACUACUAUGUCUGCAGAUUCCAGAAACCAGGCGAAAUGGAGGCUCAAAUGGCUGAAGUUGGGACUGAGUAUGUGUUGAAAAACAUUCUGACGACUCGAAAACCUGGUCCUCCGAUAUUUCCCAAGGGAGAGUAUGGAACUGGGUUCAAUCCAGAUAUGACUGACUCCUUACCCUCUUGGCUCUCAGAAGAUGAUCUUGCCUAUUAUGUUUCCAAAUAUGAGAAAACGGGCUUCACAGGACCUUUGAACUAUUACAGAAAUGGGAACUCAAAUUGGGAGCUGACAGCACCGUGGAUUGGAGUGAAAGUCCAAGUGCCGGUGAAGUUCAUCACAGGUGAGUUAGACAUGGUAUACACCUCACUGAACAUGAAGGAGUAUAUCCACGGUGGAGGUUUCAAACAAGAUGUGCCAAAUUUAGAAGAAGUGAUUGUGCAGAAAGAUGUAGCUCACUUCAACAAUCAAGAAGCAGCAGAGGAAAUCAGUAAUUACAUUUACGAGUUUAUCAAGAAAUUUUGAUCUCAUCCAAAAAUGGCUUCAAAGUAGAAUAUUGUUGAAGGUGCUGUGUUUUUAUUUAAUGACUUUACGUACUGAGGAGCGAAGGUUAUUUUUAAUUAUGCAGGAGAUAAUGCAUACAUAAGAAAAGCUAUUUUUAAUUAUUAAA
Messenger RNA from Vigna radiata var. radiata (mung bean), 1196 nucleotides. RefSeq names its product epoxide hydrolase A-like. The record is from RefSeq and is a predicted model, not a curated record. Bases 95 to 1051 code for a protein of 318 amino acids. NCBI's taxonomy places the organism in Eukaryota, Viridiplantae, Streptophyta, Magnoliopsida, Fabales, Fabaceae. The transcript has 3 exons. Gene Ontology annotation, molecular function: hydrolase activity.